Messenger RNA from Erinaceus europaeus (western European hedgehog), 1353 nucleotides. Its product is annotated as protein GPR108. Lineage: Eukaryota; Metazoa; Chordata; Mammalia; Eulipotyphla; Erinaceidae. The transcript has 11 exons. The record is from RefSeq and is a predicted model, not a curated record. The coding region runs from base 148 to 1005 and encodes 285 amino acids. Gene Ontology annotation, biological process: transport. Gene Ontology annotation, cellular component: Golgi apparatus; membrane.
GUGGUCAUCGGCUCCAGGGAUGAGGAAGGCCAGUACAGCCUCCACUUCCACAACUGUGACAACCUGCGGCCCAGCCACAGCCGGCCGUUUGAUAUCACGGUGACCAUCUGUGAGCGCAACCCGGGCGGCUUCCUGUCGGCCUCCGAGAUGCCCCUCUUCAAACUCUACCUGGUCAUGGCCGUCUGUUUCCUGGCUGCGGGUGUCUUCUGGGUGUCUGUCCUCUGCAAGAAUACGUACAAGGUGUUCAACAUCCACUGGCUCAUGGCGGCCCUGGCCUUCACCAAGAGCGUCUCUCUGCUCUUCCACAGUAUCAAUUACUACUUCAUCAAUGCCCAGGGUCACCCCAUCGAGGGCCUGGCUGUCAUGCAUUACAUCACCCACCUGCUGAAGGGCGCCCUCCUCUUCAUCACCAUCGCCCUCAUCGGCUCGGGCUGGGCCUUCAUCAAGUAUGUGCUGUCGGACAAGGAGAAGAAGGUGUUUGGGGUGGUCAUCCCCCUGCAGGUGCUGGCCAACGUGGCCUACAUCAUCCUGGAGUCCCGUGAGGAAGGCACCAGCGACUACGGGCUCUGGAAGGAGAUUCUGUUCCUGGUGGACCUGGUCUGCUGUGGGGCCAUCCUCUUCCCGGUGGUCUGGUCCAUCCGGCACCUCCAGGACGCCUCGGGCACAGAUGGGAAGGUGGCGGUGAACCUGGCCAAGCUGAAGCUCUUCCGCCAUUACUACGUCAUGGUGAUCGUCUACGUCUAUUUCACACGCAUCAUCGCCAUCCUGUUGCGGGUGGCCGUGCCCUUCCAGUGGCAGUGGCUCUACCAGCUCCUGGUGGAGGCCUCCACCCUGGCCUUCUUCGUGCUCACCGGCUACAAGUUCCAGCCUGCGGGCGAUAACCCCUACCUGCGGCUGCCCCAGGAGGACGAGGAGGACGUACAGAUGGACCAGAUAAUGACCGAUUCCGGCUUCCGGGAAGGCUUGUGUAAAGUCCACAAAACAGCCAGCGGGCGGGAGCUGUGAUGCGACCAGAUCUGGACCAACCCGGACCCCUGGGACCUCUUGUGACCAGUGACCACAUUUCCCCUCCCCCUCCCCCCAACCCACGUGUCCACACUGUGCAGGCAGCCAGGGCAGGCGGGGUGCCCUCCAGCCCGGGGGAGGGCCUGGGACCCAGUUCCCCGAGCCCAGACACACAGACCGACAGACAGGCAGACAGGCAGGCAGGCAGACAGACAGACAGACAGACCGACCCUUCUGCCUCCCCCCAGCUGUACAAGAACGAGCCCGUUUCCUACGCAGGCUCCUCGCCUUGGUGGGGGCUGCAGGCUGGGGGGGUGACUCUCUGGUGGCCUUCACGGUUGGGGGGGG